GGUCCUGCUGAUGGAACAAAGACAGAUGCAGGUCCGGAGAAGAGUGCUGCAAAUCCAGAGGGUUUUGCUGACGCCAAAAUGAACACAGGUCCAGUGCAGACCAGCGCUGAUGCAAAGCCAGAGGGUUCUGAUGCAACGAGCACAAAUGCAGGUGCCACGCCUGACGGAGGUCCCGAGACGAGCACUGAUGCACCGCAGGGUUCUGCCGAGGCAGCCAACACGGAUUCAGGUGAGAAUGGAGCCAAAGGCAUGGAGGACUCGGGCGAGAUCGCGGAGUUGGACUUGGAGUCCUCGGGCGAAGGCGAAGCCUUGGCAUCCCCCGAGUUUGUCGCCAGCCAGGCUUCUGCGAUGCAAGGUGCCGAAGCCAUGGUCCUUCUCUUGAGUAGCGCCGGCAGCUUCGGGCGCUUGGGCGAUGUGAAGACGCCGCCGGAGGAGGUGCCUUUGUGGGAGAUGCCCGAACUGAUUUGCUCCACACUCCUGCUGGGCCUCGCGCCCUUGGCGGACCACGAGGUCUGGAUCGUCCGGAAGGUGAAGCAUGUCAACCACUGCAGUACCGAAGGGCCUUUGCUCACCCUCUUGGAGGAGCGACCGGAGGCGGCCGCCUACGACGUGGUGUCCAUGGAUAUCUCACGCCAUGUGGAUGAUAGGCGCUUCGCGAUCGACGUGCUCCGGCGCGACGCCGGCAAGUGGACCGCCGCCUUCAGGCAGUUGUGUGAAGAAGCGGAGCCCGUGAAGCCCAUCGGGGUGGCUCACGCGCCCCUCAUAGGCGUGGACAAGCAUUGGUGCUACGCCAUGCAGAUCCUCACCUCAGGGCCGUUGACGGGACGGCGUCCCCUACGCUACGUCCUGAGCCAAGAGGGCUACAGCACCGCAGCUCUUGCGAGCCAAGAGCUUUCGCCCGCGCAGGUGAAGGAAGCGAAGCACUUCGAGGCGCUGACUGCGCGGAUGGCCAGCACCGGAUGGAAGCCCUCCGACUUGCUCCGGCUCUUGGCUUUGUUCCCCUUCGUCCGGAGCGACGGCGAGAAGUUCCACGCCUUCUGGACCCGACGGCUGCGCGACAAGUCUUUGCCCGACAGCGGCCGGCCGACACGGGAAGAGCUCGCUUCAAUUCGUGGGAGGCAGCAUGAGCUGUGGCCCCCGGAGCCCAAGGUGGAGGAGCCUCCGCCGAAGAAGGCCUC
This is a messenger RNA of Durusdinium trenchii, 1178 nucleotides long. NCBI's taxonomy places the organism in Eukaryota, Dinophyceae, Suessiales, Symbiodiniaceae. The record is from the annotation of a GenBank genome assembly.